AUGGAAGUCCGCUGCAAGCUGUUCAUGGGAACACUCAAGAAGGCGGCGCUUGAUUGGUUUAGUGGCCUCCCUAACCGAUCCAUCACCGACUUCGAUGUCUUCAGUCGGCUGUUUAUGGCACAAUUCGCUGCUAACAACAAGAAGCCACCAAUCACAUCAGAUUUAUUUGACCUUAAGCAGCAACGGGAAGAAUCAUUGAAGGAUUUUCUUCAAAGGUUCAAUGAGGUCGCCUUAAGAAUAGCAUCCUUGGACGAGAGGAUGGAGGUCAUUGCGUUCCAGAAGGGCCUGAGGUCUGGAGCUUUCAACAUCGCGUUGGAAAGAGCAAAUUGCCAGACCAUGUCGGAGGAUGACACCAGGAGGGAUAGGCGUAGAGAGAGAACUCCUCCCAGAGACACGCCAGAAAAGGUGUUAGAAACCCAUCAGCAGCCCAUCCACAGGGAUUUCAAUACCAUAGCAGGGGGCUUCGCCGGCGGGGGAGCUACCUCUGCUGCCCGAAAGAGGUACUCUCAAUCGGUGCUAACAGUAUCAGAAUUCAGGCGACCACCUCAACCUGAGAUUUCGUUCUCAGACUCGGAUUACGAAGGAGUAGCUCCUCAUGAGGACGACCCCGUCGUCAUAUCGACGAUUGUCAUGGGGUACAAUGUGAAGCGUGUGUUGAUCGACCAGGGAAGUUUCGCAGACAUUUUAUUCUGGGAAUCUUUCGAGGGGAUGAAAAUACCUAACGACCGACUAAUUCCUUAUGCAGGGACUCUAGUGGGUUUUGUAGGAGACCAGGUCAUAGCAAGGGGAUAUGUCAAUCUGGAGAUGACCUUCGGCCAGGGUGCUCAGAUGAAGACGGUGGUCGCUCGGUAUUUGGUGGUCAAUGCUCAAUCAUCCUACAGCAUACUGAUCGGCAGGCCGACCCUGAACAAGCUAGGAGCGAUAGUGUCUACUUCCCAUUUGAAGGUAAAGUACCCGUUGCUGAGCGGUGCUGUGGGAACUCUCAAAGUGGACCAGGAGGUUGCUCGGAAAUGCUACGGUGAUAGUUUAAAGGCACAAAGGAAACUGUAUACCGCGCAGGUCGAGCAGGAGGUCCACUCCAUCGGUUUAGACCCUAGAGUGAGCCAUUUUGAUCGCCAACUAGCCCCUACUGAGGACAUUAAGGAAGUGACGUUGGCGGAAGGAAAGAAAGUGAAGGUUGGUACGUCCCUGAGCCAGGAGGACGCAAAGAAAUUGGUUGAAGUAUUGAAAGCAAACAUGUCGGCAUUCGCGUGGCACGUCAAAGAUAUGCCAAGAGUAGACCCCGACUUCAUGUGCCACAAGCUAGCCAUUGAUCCACGUGCGAAGCCAGUUAUCCAGAAGAGAAGGAAGUUUGGCGAGAACAAGCGUAAAGCCAUUGCUGAAGAGACCGACAAGUUACUGACAACGGGAUUCAUACGAGAAAUACAAUACCCGAUCUGGCUUGCAAAUGUCGUGAUGGUACGUAAAAGCAGUGGAAAGUGGAGAAUGUGCACAGAUUUCACUGAUCUAAAUAAGGCAUGCCCGAAGGAUUUGUACCCCCUGCCGAAUAUAGACUGCCUCAUUGAUGGUGCGUUGGGGUAUGAACUGCUAAGUUUCAUGGAUGCGUAUUCCGGUUAUAAUCAGAUCCGAGUGCACCCAGCCGAUGAGGAUAAAACCGCGUUCAUCGCCGACCAGGCCAACUAUUGCUACAAGGUAAUGCCUUUUGGUUUGAAGAAUGCAGGUGCGACGUAUCAGCGUUUAAUGGACAAGGUGUUGGUGGACCAGCUGGGAAAAUAUCAGCUCAAGUUGAACCCUGAGAAAUGUUCUUUUGGAGUCCAAGCGGGAAAAUUCCUCGGUUUCUUGCUAACUCAUCACGGCAUCGAGGCAAAUCCUGAGAAGUGCUCGGCGAUCAUCAACAUGAGGAGUCCUUCCACGGUGAAGGAGGUUGAGCAGCUCACGGGAAGGAUGGCUUCAUUAUCUCGUUUCCUGUCCAAGUCAACCGACAAGGCGUUACCGCUUUUCCAAUGCCUAAGGAAGAACGAUCGAUUCGCAUGGACAAAAGAGUGCGAGGAAGCCUUCACAGAACUCAAGAGAUCGCUAGCAUCGCCGCCGAUCCUGAAAAAACCGCGGCUGAAUCUUCCCCUAUUGAUUUACAUAUCGGCAUCUGACCGAGCAGUCAGUGCAGUGCUGGUCCAAGAGCAGGAAGGCACUCAAGUUCCGGUAUAUUUCGUGAGUCGGGUCCUACAAGGCAUAGAAGCAAGGUAUCAGAAGAUUGAAAAAUUGGCUCUUGCAAUACUAGUUACAGCGCGGAAGUUAAGACACUAUUUCCAGAGUUAUGAAGUGAUAGUCCGUACUGACCAUCCGAUUAUACAAGUAUUACAGAAGCCCGACCUGGCAGGAAGGAUGAUGAAGUGGUCUAUAGAGCUAUCGAAGCAUUCCAUCAAAUAUGAGCCAAGAGGAGUAAUCAAAGCUCAAGCAAUAGCCGACUUCGUGAUGGAGCUGACCGCGCCCGCCGAUGAGGGUGAGGUCGGAGAGACGCAGUGGAUCUUGUCAAUGGAUGGAGCAUCAAACCUUGGAGGAAGUGGAGCAGGAAUCGUCUUGGAAGGACCGAGAGGAAUUUUGUUGGAACAAUCAUUGCGCUUCAAAUUUCGAGCAAGCAAUAACCAGGCCGAGUACGAGGCAUUGUUGGCUGGCAUGGCAUUGGCAAAGGAAAUGAGGGCGGCGAGUUUGUCGGCACGAAACGACUCUCAAUUGAUCACGGGGCAGGUAGCAGGCACUUUCCAAGCAAAGGACCCUCAAUUGGCUAAGUACUUGGAAAAAGUUAAGCUCCUAUCAGAGAAUUUCUGA
Cajanus cajan (pigeon pea) is the source of this 2826-nucleotide messenger RNA. RefSeq lists its product as uncharacterized. The record is from RefSeq and is a predicted model, not a curated record. Lineage: Eukaryota; Viridiplantae; Streptophyta; Magnoliopsida; Fabales; Fabaceae.